This is a messenger RNA of Rana temporaria (common frog), 6730 nucleotides long. It is a transcript of the gene PIEZO1, whose product is annotated as piezo type mechanosensitive ion channel component 1. Gene Ontology annotation, molecular function: monoatomic cation channel activity; mechanosensitive monoatomic ion channel activity. NCBI's taxonomy places the organism in Eukaryota, Metazoa, Chordata, Amphibia, Anura, Ranidae. Gene Ontology annotation, biological process: cellular response to mechanical stimulus; regulation of membrane potential; detection of mechanical stimulus. The coding region runs from base 88 to 6402 and encodes 2104 amino acids. Gene Ontology annotation, cellular component: plasma membrane; endoplasmic reticulum. The record is from RefSeq and is a predicted model, not a curated record. The transcript has 43 exons.
CCGGGUGACACUCCUGCCGGGGACGACCUGGAACUGGUGGAGUCCUGGUCAAAGGAACGGUACAGCGCGGGGGAGGAGACCAAGCCCAUGUUGUCCAGCGGCAGUGAAGAUCCUCAGGAUUGUACCGUUCAUGUCAUCCGGCCGUCUUCCACCCCCCACCCCGAUGAAAAACCCAAAACAUCAAAAGAGCAAUCGCCGCUCCCCCUGCUGGCCAACGUCAUCCUGAACCAGAGCUACAUCUGUGCGCUCAUCGCCAUGAUGGUUUGGAGCAUCACCUACCACAGCUGGCUGACCUUUGUUCUGCUUCUCUGGGCUUGCCUGAUCUGGAUGGUUCGGAACCGGCGGCAGUUCGCCAUGCUGUGCUCUCCGUUUAUCCUUCUCUACGCCGUGACGCUCUGCAGCUUACAAUACGUCUGGAGCAUGGACCUGGAGGACGAGCUUCCCACAAGACUUGGCUUCAUGAGGUUGUCCCAGCUGGGACUGGAACGCGCCCCCUACCCCUGCCUGAACCUCGGCGCUAUGCUCCUCUACACUCUGACAUUCUGGCUUCUCCUCCGUCAGUUUGUCACCGAGCAGCUGCAGAAACGCCGGCGGGCGAGCCCACCAUUGGUGGAGGUGACGGUUCAGGAACCUGAGAAGAAUCUGCUGAGGUGUGUGGGGGAUCAGGUGAUGGGAUCCUACGCCAAGUACUGGAUCUACGUCUGUGGGGGGAUGUUCAUCAUGGUCAGCUUUGCCGGGACAUUGGUGGUCUAUAAAAUCGUCUAUAUGUUCCUCUUCCUGCUUUGCCUGAUCAUCUUCCAGGUGUAUUACACCCUCUGGAGGAAGCUUCUGAACUUCUUCUGGUGGCUGGUUGUGGCCUACACAAUGCUGGUCCUCAUCGCCAUCUACACCUUCCAGUUCGAAGAGUUUCCCAUCUACUGGAAAAACCUGACGUCCCUCACCGAUGAGCAGUUGAGUGCGUUGGGACUGGAGAAGUUCAGCGUUUCGGAGCUCUUCACCAGCAUCCUCAUCCCCGGCUUCUUCCUCCUGGCCUGUAUCCUUCAGCUGCAUUACUUCCACCGGCCUUUCAUGUACAUCACCGACCUGGCCAAGAAGGCGUCUCUGAGGAACACUCUACAGACCGGCGGAGAGGAACCAGGAGUAGAAGAGGCGUCGGCUCCUGCCAGCACCGCGGAGGAGGAGCCGGAGGAGGAGGAGCCAGAGGAGUGCGCUGAAGACGAAUCCCUACACGGAGGAAAUCUCAGCAAGUGGGAUCUGGUUGCUCAGCGCCUCACCGUCCUCUUCUACAAGUUCUCGGAGCUCCUGCAUGGGGUUCAGGUCUUCCUGUGGCGGAUCCUGGAGCUGCAUGUGCUGAAGCUGGUGGCCCUGUACAAUGUGUGGGUGGCCCUGCUGGAGGUUUCUGUGAUGAAUUUCCUCUUCGUCAUUCUCUGGGCGUUCGCCGUCCCGUUUUCCCGCUUCCAGCACAUGGCGUCCAGUCUUUGUACCAUCUGGACCUCCAUUAUAAUCGUCUGUAAGAUGUUAUAUCAGCUGACUAUCGUGGAGCCCGAGGACUACUCCAUCAACUGCACUCAGCCUCUCCCCAAUGGCACCAACCUCCUGGAGGAAGAGAUCCAGAACUCGGCGUUGUAUCGCUCGCCCAUUGAUCCCGCCAACUGGUUUGGAAUCCGCAAAGGUCACCCCAACUUGGGGUACAUUCAGAAUCACCUUCAGGUUCUGGUUCUGCUGGUAUUUGAAGCGAUCGUUUACCGUCACCAGACGUUCUACCGCAAGCGCCACCAGCUGGAGGUACCGCGCAAUUUCACCGUCUUCCCGGAGGUUUGGCGGCAACACCUGGAUGACGGACUUCUCAACUGCAUCAAGUAUUUUAUCAACUAUUUCUUCUACAAGUUCGGUCUGGAGAUUUGCUUCCUGCUGACGGUAAACGUGAUUGGCCAGCGAAUGAACUUCAUGGUGAUCUUUCAUGGUUGUUGGCUGAUUGUGAUUCUGACUCGCCGUCGGAGGGAGAAGAUCGCGUCCUUGUGGCCCAAGUAUUGCGUCUUUCUGGUGUUCUUCCUCCUCUUGCAGUACUUGCUGUGUCUGGGAAUGCCGCCGGUGCUCUGUAUAGAAUACCCCUGGAGGUGGGACAAGAUGGUUCCCGUCAAUUCGGCUCUAAUAAAAUGGAUGUAUCUGCCCGACUUCUUCACUCCUCCCAAAGCCGACGUCCUCAUUUAUGACUUCCUCCUGCUUCUGUGUGCGUCACAACAAUGGAAGGUGUUUGUGAAUGAGAAGAAAGAAGAAUGGUACACGGUGGCUGGAGAGAAUACGGGACAAAUCGAGUUCCCCGGCAAGCGGCCAAAUCUGGUGCCCAACUUUAUCAACUGCCGAUCUUAUCUGGACAUGCUGAAGGUUGUGGUCUUCCGUUAUCUCUUCUGGUUUGUCCUGACCAUUGUCUUCAUCACGGGGGCCACCAGGAUCAGCGUCUUUGGCCUGGGAUACCUGAUGUCCUGCUUCUACCUCCUCCUCUCUGGCACCGCUCUUCUACAGAAGCCAUUGAAGGCCAGGCUUGUCCUCUGGGACUGUCUGAUCAUCUAUAACAUCACAGUGAUCCUCUCCAAGAACCUUCUAUCGCUUUUGUCGUGCGUGUUUGUGGAGCAAAUGCAGAACAACUUCUGCUGGGUGAUCCAGAUCUUCAGCCUGGUCUGCACCGUCAAGGGUUACUACAACCCUCAUGAAGUGGACAAAGGCCACGAAUGUCCCCUUCCGGUGGAAGAAGCCGGAAUCAUCUGGGACAGUAUCUGUUUCUUCUUCCUCCUCCUGCAGAGAAGAGUCUUCCUCAGCUCCUACUUCCUGCACGUGGUGACCGACCUUCGCGCCUCCUCCCUGCAAGCCUUCAGGGGCUUCGAGCUUUAUAUGGCGACGAUACGGAAGAACAUGGAUUUCCACCACGAGACGGAGAGACGCUCCCGCACCCAACUCAAGAAGCAGAUGGAGAGAAUUCGUGCGAAACAAGAACGUUACCACCAAGGGAGGAAGCAGAGCAAGACCGAGCGGGAGGAGCGAGGAGAGGAGGAAGGAAGAAAGAAGAAGAAGAAAUCCAAGAAGAUCCACUGGAGCCGCCCGUGGCUGGAUCACGCCUCAGUGCUGCAUUCGGGGGAUUAUUUUCUAUUCGAAUCGGACAGCGAGGAGGAGGAGGAGGAGUCGGCGCUGGAGGAGGAGUCGGCGUUGGAGGAACCAAAACCACCCAAACAGAGUGCCUUCCAGCUGGCCUAUCAGGCCUGGCUGACCAAUGCCAAGUCUGUGCUGAAGGAGAGGAGGAGGAGCCAGAAACAAAGGAUGGAAGCGGCAAAGACUCAGAAAGGAGACGCCCAACCAGAAGGAGGGGCGGAGCCUGUCGGCGAGGAACCUUCAGCAGAAAACCCGGAGGAGCCGGAUGAUGACCAAGGGGGCAGUACUGUGAUGCAGCGUAUACUUGAUAUACUGAAGUUCCUCUGGGUCCUCUCGCUUGCCAUGCUGGAUGGGUUGAUAAACUGGCUGGGCACACUAACCAGACAAUAUGUGGACAUGAAAACGGUUCUGUGGGUGGAGAGAUACAUCCUGGCACAGAAACUAUCCAAGGGGGAAGAUGUGACCAGAAAAGACCUGAGCACCAUCUAUGAGACCGGCCAGGACAGGCAGGGAGCCGGUCCCUCUACAUUACCCCCAACACCGACUCCAGAUUCCCAGACCAGUAUGGGUACAAGCGGCUGUGGCGAGGAGGAAGGGAUCAGCAGUAUGGUGGACGGUACGGAUAUCAUCACGCCGCUCAGCACCGGGUACAACACCCGCAGUAGCAGCAUGGAGCAGAUUUCCACCCCUGCGGGGGAGGGGGAGGUCUCCCUGGAGGUUCUGCCAACGAAACGCUCGCGUACCGCCAGUGAAUUAUUAAUUUGCAGGCCGCUGACCUUCCCAGAAGUCUCGGAAUCGAGUCGUUUCUUCGGGUCGCAGAGUCGCCCGCUCAGGCUGCUGCUCGCUCUCUACCACUUGGUGGCGGCCCAUUCAGAUCUCCUCUGUUACUUUAUUAUCAUCCUGAACAACAUGGUGAGCGCCUCCCUGGUCUCGCUCUUCCUCCCCAUCCUCGUCUUCCUCUGGGCCAUGCUCUCCAUCCACCGGCCCAGCAAGAAAUUCUGGAUGACGGCCAUUGUCUUCACUGAGAUGAUGGUGGUGAUGAAGUAUCUCUGUCAGUUCGGCUUCUUCCCAUGGAACAGCGACACGGUUCUUCUACGCUUUGAAGGGAAACCCUUCUUCCCGCCGCGCAUCCUUGGGGUGGAGAAAAGCGACUCUUACGUCAAAUAUGAUCUGAUCCAGCUGCUGGCGCUCUUCUUCCACCGAUCUCUGCUCAUGAGUUAUGGAUUGUGGGAUCGGGAACAUAUGAAUCCCGUACAGAAACCUCAGAAGAAGACGGAACCCGACCUCGCCACCAAUAUCGACCCCAAAGGGAGCCGCAGUUCUCUGAUUCGCCGGCGCAAGAGGGGAAAUUCACAGACCAGUGAGACCGACAAAGACACAGAAAAGGAGAAACUUCGAGAUCCUGAGAAAAGGAAGAAGAGGAAGCCGGCCGCUGUGAGAAUGAAGAUGAUUGGACUGAAAGUGGAAACCGUCUUCAUCCGAAUGGCGCGGGGCGUGUACGCGCCUGUGAAGUCCUUCUUCCAUGACAUCCUUCACACUCCGUAUCGCGCGGCGACGGACGUCUACGCUCUCAUGUUCCUGGCCGAUGUGGUGGACUUUGUCAUCAUUGUCUUCGGUUUCUGGGCCUUUGGGAAACACUCGGCGGCGGCGGACAUCACCUCCUCGCUGUCCGAUGAUCAGGUCCCAGAAGCCUUCCUGGUGAUGCUCCUCAUCCAGUUCUCCACCAUGGUGAUCGAUCGCGCCUUGUACCUCCGCAAAACCGUCCUCGGGAAGCUGAUCUUCCAGGUGAUUCUGGUGAUCGGGAUUCAUGUCUGGAUGUUCUUCAUCCUCCCAGCGGUGACUGAAAGGAUGUUCAGUCAGAACUCGGUGGCUCAGCUUUGGUAUUUCGUCAAGUGCAUCUACUUCACUCUGUCGGCCUAUCAGAUCCGCUGUGGCUACCCGACCCGCAUAUCGGGCAACUUCCUGACCAAGAAAUACAACCACGUCAACCUCUUCCUCUUCCAGGGAUUCCGUCUGGUCCCCUUCCUGGUGGAGCUGAGAGCCGUCAUGGAUUGGGUUUGGACCGACACCACCCUUUCCCUCUCCAACUGGAUGUGUGUGGAGGACAUUUAUGCCAACAUCUUCAUUAUCAAAUGUAGCCGGGAGACCGAGAAGAAAUAUCCGCAGCCCAAAGGUCAGAAGAAGAAGAAGAUGGUGAAGUACGGGAUGGGAGGUCUGAUCAUCGUUUUCCUCAUCUGCAUCAUUUGGUUCCCUUUGCUCUUCAUGUCAUUGGUUCGCUCCGUGGUGGGCGUGGUCAACCAUCCCAUCGAUGUGACCGUCACCUUCCAGCUGGGAGGAUAUGAGCCGCUGUUCACCAUGAGCGCCCAACAGCAUUCCAUCCAACCCUUCACCCCGCAACAGUACGAGGAUCUCACCUACCAAUUCGAGAGGCAGCCGACGGCGAUGCAAUUCAUCACUCUGUACAGUUAUGAGGACAUUGUGACGGCGAGGAUCGAAGGGAACUCGGGAUCGAUUUGGGGGAUCAGUCCUCCCAGCCGGGAUCAGAUGAGGGAUGAGCUGAGGAACGGAUCUUCGGAGAUUACACUUCGCCUGACAUGGAACUUCCAGAGGGAUUUGUCUAAAGGGGGCAGUGUGGAGAACACGUUUGAGAAGCACACCAAGGAUCUGGAGCCGGGGAGUGAGGUGCGGAUGCAACUGGCUGAUCUACUGGAAGGAAAACGUUCGGCCCCGGUUUGCGUCUCUCACUUAUUUCCACAAUAUAUUCGGGCCCCCAAUGGCCCCGAAGCCAACCCUGUGAAGCAGCUGCUGCCAGAUGAGGAAGAGAGUUACCUCAAUGUGACCGUUCAGCUGAAUCGCAAGCUUAUAGGAGAUGGAAGGGACAUCAGCAGCUUCCUGGAGUGGUGGGUCAUCCGCCUCGAAGGGUGCAAGAAAGACUGCGACAUCCUCCCCAUGGUCAUAUUUAAUGACAAAGUCAGUCCUCCAAGUCUCGGCUUCCUGGCGGGAUAUGGGAUUAUGGGACUUUACGUUUCCAUUGUCCUCGUCAUUGGGAAGUUUGUGAGGGGCUUCUUCAGCGAGAUCUCCCAUUCCAUCAUGUUUGAGGAGCUGCCGUGUGUUGAUAAUAUUCUCAAGCUGUGCCAGGACAUCUACGUGGUGCGCGAGCGCGGUGAGCUGGAGCUGGAGGAGGAGCUCUACGCCAAGCUGAUCUUCCUGUAUCGAUCACCAGAGACUAUGAUCAAAUGGACCGUGGACAAGGACUAAGAUGGCGCCAAGCUUGUGCUGGAGCUGAGAUGCUGGAGCAAGUGACAUGAAGUAAGAGGAGGAUCAUCCAUCCUCCCAGGACUAGAAUUAUUUAUGUGAUGUUUGCAGAAUGAAGACGCUACCGAGUCGGUGUCAGGAACUCUACGGGUGACGUCACGGAAAUGUUUCUUCCGGAAGCACUGACCGGAUCAUCCGUGUGUCUGAAAUGUAAAACCUUCACCAGACAAGGAGCCAACUAGAGACCUCCUAGUGAGGAUCUCCUGGAACCUCCUCUCUAGAGACCUCCUAGUGAGGAUCUCCUGGAAUCUCCUCUCUAGAGACCUCCUAG